AUGUGGUACUACCACUUUAAAACAUGUUGGGAGUUGUCUGCCAAUCAGCGCGAAGGAGGGGGAGGGAAGAAAGCGGGUGGGUAGCAACAGUUGCCCCGGUGAGGACGAAGCGCCAUAGCCACGGUAGCCCUGGCGACAAGAACCCAGCAACGAGAAUCAACAACAACAGCCUGAAUCCUUGAAAAAAAUUAAAACAAAAAUACCGGUGGGAAAUUCACUCGGAAUCAGAGGUGAAACUCUAAACAUAUUAGAUAGCUUACGUGUGCUUCUAACAUUUCAAAUGAAACAUUAUGUUGGAUGAUGCUGUUUUUUUUGCCUGUUGUUUCAGUAGCCAUAUAUAGCAAACUGGUUGCCAACGUCGUUAGCUAGCUAACUUGCUUGUUGGCUCAUCAGUAGUGUCUCUUGAAACGCGGUGUCUGAGUACAUUAUGCCUGACAUGACGUUUUAAUACCCAGGCCGUUGUUAUGGCGAUGUCAAAUGCACGAUAUGGGUACAAAAUGGCGGGUGUUGUAGAUACGCGAGACAAGCUAACGACCGUUAGCUAGCUAGGCUAGCUCAGCUGUUGACAUGCAGCUUGCUGACCAGCUCGAAGCUAAUGUUAGCUAGCAGCCUACGUGCAAUACCACAGUGUCGUGUGUCAAAUAUUGUACUAGCUUUACCUAUCUUAUCAGCUUCAACGCAAAAUGUCCUUCUGCCUGGCUGAGACAGAGGUUGACUUGUUAGCCAACGUUUGCUAGCUAGUUUCUAGCCAAUCUCACUGUGCGAGCUGAUGGUAGUAGUUUGGAUAGAAAACCAAAAGCUAACUAAAGAUGCAUUGUCAUUUGGUAAAUAAAGAGAAAUAGCCGGCCAGCUAUGCGCCAGAGGGUUUAGUUUGAGUCGCUGAGGUUUUAGUUCUCAAGCUCGUGCAAAGGCCACGAAGGCAAGAAAGGUGGCACUGGGAAGUAAAGUCAAGCAAGCGAUGUAAAGAGGGGCGUGUCAGUGAGGGGCGCAACUGACUAUAUUAUGCAGGUGUACAGUGGCAAGGACCUUGAAAUAUGGGAAACAAAAGAGGCAUUUGCGUUCAUUCCAAACAGUAGCUCAUUCAGCUGGAUAUAUAUAAACUGCAUUUUGUCCAAAAAAGUAUAUCUUCGUCUCGUUUUGGCAACAGCAAAGGUCAUAUAUAGUUAUUUGCUGAGUAUUGGCUACUCAGUGAAACCCAUACUAUUGAAUAGGCUAAAAGUGGUGAAAAUGGGAGUGUUCUUGAAAACAUUUUGCUUCACAUCUGUAAGCCUACUAUACUGUUACAAAUUCCACAGAGCAGUGUCUCUUCUGUAAAUGAGAGAAAGAGAGUGAGCGAAGGGUUUGGUACUUUAGGGAGAAAUAGACAUGUCAAGGCAAGUCCCCUGUAGCUCAGUUGGUAGAGCAUGGCGCUUGCAACGCCAGGGUUGUGGGUUCGUUUCCCACGGGGAGCCAGAAUGAAAAUGUAUGCACUCACUAACUGUAAGUCGCUCUGGAUAAGAGCGUCUGCUAAAUGACUAAAAGUGUAAAUGUGAAAAAAGCAUUCUGGCCUGUACAGUUGAAGUCGGAAGUUUACAUACACCUUACCAAUACAUUUAAACUCAGUUUUCACAAUUCCUGACAUUUAAUCCUAGUAAAAAUUCCCUGUUUUAGGUCAGUUAGGAUCACCACUCUAUUUAAGAAUGUGAAAUGUCAGAAUAAUAGUAGAGAGAACGAUUAUUUAAAGUUUUAUUUCUUUCACAAAAUUCCCCAGUGGGUCAGAAUUUUACAUACCUCAAUUAGUUUUUGGUAGCAUGCCUUUAAAUUUUUUAAACUUGGGUCAAACGUUUCGGUAGCCUUCCACGAGCUUCCCACAAAAAGUUGGGUGAAUUUGGCCCAUUCCUCCUGACAGAGCUGGUGUAACUGAGUCAGGUUUGUAGGCCUUGCUCGCACACGCUUUUUGUGUUCUGCCCACACAUUUUUUAUAGGAUUGAGUUCAGGGCUUUGUGAUGGCCCCUCCAAUACCUUACUUUGUUGCCUUAAGCCAUUUUGUCACAACUUUGGGAGUAUGCUUGGGGUCAUUGUCCAUUUGGAAGACCCAUUUGCGACCCAAACUUUAACUUCCUGAUGAUGUCUUGACAUGUUUGCUUCAAUAUAUCCACAUAAUUUUCCUUCCUGAUGAUUUCCAUCUAUUUGUGAAGUGCACCAUCCCCCUGCAGCAAAAGCACCCCCACGCAUGAUGCGCAACCCCGUGCUUCACGGUUGGGAUGGUGUUCUCGGCUUGCAAGCCUUCGCCUUUUUCCUCCAAACAAACGAUUGUCAUUAUGGCCAAACAGUUUUUUUUGUUUCAUCAGACCAGAGGACAUUUCUCCAAAAAGUACGAUCUUUGUCCCCAUGUGCAGUUGCAAACCGGUAGCUGGUUUUUUAUGGCGGUUUUGGAGCAGUGGCUCUUUCUAGCUGAGCGGCCUUUCAGGUUUGUCGAUAUAGGACUCAUUUUACUGUGGAUAUAGAUACUUUUGUACCUGUUUCCUCCAGCAUCUUCACAAGGUCCUUUGCUGUUGUUCUGGGAUUGAUUUGCACUUUCCGCACCAAAGUACGUUCAUCUCUAGGAGACAGAACGCGUCUCCUUCCUGAGCGGUAGAAAGGCUGCGUGGUCCCAUGGUGUUUAUAGUUGCGUAUUAUUGUUUGUACAAAUGAACGUGGUCCUUCAGGCGUUUGGAAAUUGCUCCCCCGGAUGAACCGCUUGUGGAGUCUACCUUUUUUUUUUGGGGUCUGAUUUCUUUGAUUUUCCAUAUGUCAGCAAAGAGCACUGAGUUUGGGAGGGUCUAAAGGGACCCCAUUGAUAAUAUUCAUUCUUCUUGCCAGUACGGAUUUUCAUGGUUGGCGAUGUCAAAUGCACGAUAUGGGUACAAAAUGGCGGGUGUUGUAGAUACGCGAGACAAGCUAACGACCGUUAGCUAGCUAGGCUAGCUCAGCUGUUGACAUGCAGCUUGCUGACCAGCUCGAAGCUAAUGUUAGCUAGCAGCCUACGUGCAAUACCACAGUGUCGUGUGUCAAAUAUUGUACUAGCUUUACCUAUCUUAUCAGCUUCAACGCAAAAUGUCCUUCUGCCUGGCUGAGACAGAGGUUGACUUGUUAGCCAACGUUUGCUAGCUAGUUUCUAGCCAAUCUCACUGUGCGAGCUGAUGGUAGUAGUUUGGAUAGAAAACCAAAAGCUAACUAAAGAUGCAUUGUCAUUUGGUAAAUAAAGAGAAAUAUCCGGCCAGCUAUGCGCCAGAGGGUUUAGUUUGAGUCACUGAGGUUUUAGUUCUCAAGCUCGUGCAAAGGCCACGAAGGCAAGAAAGGUGGCACUGGGAAGUAAAGUCAAGCAAGCGAUGUAAAGAGGGGCGUGUCAGUGAGGGGCGCAACUGACUAUAAUAUGCAGGUGUACAGUGGCAAGGACCUUGAAAUAUGGGAAACAAAAGAGGCAUUUGCGUUCAUUCCAAACAGCUCAUUCAGCUGGAUAUAUAUUAUUUUUUGGACAAAAUGCAGUUUAUCUUCGUCUCAUUUUGGCAACAGCAAAGGUCAUAUAUAGUUAUUUGCUAAGUAUUGGCUACUCAAUGAAACCCAUACUAUUGAAUAGGCUAAAAGUGGUGAAAAUGGGAGUGUUCUUGAAAACAUUUUGCUUAACAUCUGUAAGCCUACUAUACUGUUUUAAAUUCCAUAGAGCAGUGUCUCUUCUGUAAAUGAGAGAAAGAGAGUGAGCGAAGGGUUUGGCACUUUAGGGAGAAAUAGACAUGUCAAGGCAAGUCCCCUGUAGCUCAGUUGGUAGAGCAUGGCGCUUGCAACGCCAGGGUUGUGGGUUCGUUUCCCACGGGGAGCCAGAAUGAAAAUGUAUGCACUCACUAACUGUAAGUCGCUCUGGAUAAGAGCGUCUGCUAAAUGACUAAAAGUGUAAAUGUGAAAAAAGCAUUCUGGCCUGUACAGUUGAAGUCGGAAGUUUACAUACACCUUAGCCAAAUACAUUUAAACUCAGUUUUUCACAAUUCCUGACAUUUAAUCCUAGUAAAAAUUCCCUGUCUUAGGUCAGUUAAGAACACCACUUUAUUUUAAGAAUGUGAAAUGUCAGAAUAAUAGUAGAGAGAAUGAUUUAUUUCAGCUUUUAUUUCUUUCAUCACAUUCCCAGUGGGUCAGAAGUUUACAUACACUCAAUUAGUAUUUGGUAGCAUUGCCUUUAAAUUGUUUAACUUGGGUCAAACGUUUCGGGUAGCCUUCCACGAGCUUCCCACAAUAAGUUGGGUGAAUUUUGGCCCAUUCCUCCUGACAGAGCUGGUGUAACUGAGUCAGGUUUGUAGGCCUCCUUGCUCGCACAUGCUUUUUCAGUUCUGCCCACACAUUUUCUAUAGGAUUGAGGUCAGGGCUUUGUGAUGGCUACUCCAAUACCAUGACUUUGUUGUGGUUAAGCUAUUUUGCCAUAACUUUGGAAGUAUGCUUGGGGUCAUUGUCCAUUUGGAAGACCCAUUUGCGACCAAGCUUUAACUUCCUGACUGAUGUCUUGAGAUGUUGCUUCAAUAUCCCCCACAGCAUGAUGCUGCCACCCCCGUGCUUCACGGUUGGGAUGGUGUUCUUUGGCUUGCUAGCUCCCCCUUUUUCCUCCAAACAUAACGAUGGUCAUUAUGGCCAAACAGUUCUAUUUUUGUUUCAUCAGACCAGAGGACAUUUCUCCAAAAAGUACGAUCUUUGUCCCCAUGUGCAGUUGCAAACCGUAGUCUGGCUUUUUUAUGGUGGUUUUGGAGGGGUGGCUUCUUCUAGCUGAGCGGCCUUUCAGGUUAUGUCGAUAUAGGACUAGUUUUACUGUGGAUAUAGAUACUUUUGUACCUGUUUCCUCCAGCAUCUUCACAAGGUCCUUUGCUGUUGUUCUGGGAUUGAUUUGCACUUUUUGCACCAAAGUACGUUCAUCUCUAGGAGACAGAACGCGUCUCCUUCCUGAGCGGUAUGACGGCUACGUGGUCCCAUGGUGUUUAUACUUGCGUACUAUUGUUUGUACAGAUGAACAUGGUACCUUCAGGCAUUUGGAAAUUGCUCCCAAAGAUGAACCAGACUUGUAGAGGUCUACCAUUUUUUUCCUGAGGUCUUGGCUGAUUUCUUUUGAUUUUCCCAUGAUGUCAAGCAAAGAGGCACUGAGUUUGAAGGUAGGCCUUGAAAUACAUCCACAGGUACACCUCCAAUUGACUCAAAUGAUGUCAGUUAGCCUAUCAGAAUCUUCUAAAGCCAUGACAUCAUUUCCUGGAUUUUUCCAAGCUGUUUAAAGGCACAGUCAACUUAGUGUAUGUAAACUUCUGACCCACUGGAAUUGUGAUACAGUGAAUUAUAAGUGAAAUAAUCUGUCUGUAAACAAUUGUUGGAAACAUUACUUGUGUCAUGCACAAAGUAGAUGUCCUAACCGACUUGCCAAAACUAUAGUUUGUUAACAAGACAUUUGUGGAGUGGUUUAAAAACGAGUUUUAAUGACUCCAACCUAAGUGUAUGUAAACUUCCGACUUUGUAGUAGCAGCAGUCACAUUAGAGAUGACUGUGAUCACAUUACAGGUAACGGGACACCAAAUGCAUGCCUUUCUUUCCCGUCAAGCCUUCUCCUCCCCCAAACCUCUUCUCUAGCUGUACCAAUAACAGUCUUUGUAGGGAAAAUCUCAGUCGUAAGUGAAUUGACUCAUUAUUAGGCCCAGACAGAAUAUGCGUAAGGAAACAGAAGUUCCCCAUGUGUAUAGCAAUUGAAAUUAUGGAAUUAAUUAGAAGCAGUGCUACAAUGCAUGAAUUACUGUGGUAUAAUUGUUUAAAAUGUGUAUAAUGUAUGUAAACUGUGUAUUCUGUCUCUAAAUGUUGUCUAUCACUAGCAGCACCAUAUCACCAAGUACAAUUCUGAGUAUGUGCGAAUGUACAUGGCGAAUAAAGGUGAUUCUGAUUCUGGGACAGCUGUAAAACCUCCCCUGCUGGGUUCCAUCUGGACUUACUGACUCAAUCAUGAUCACAUUAAGGAACAGUCUGGAUGUUGAUGAUAGGGCUCCAUUAAAGAUAAAGCCAUCCACCUGACAUGUGUUGCAUAUCAAGAAGCUGAUUAAACAGCAUGAUCAUUACACAGGUGCACAUUGUGCUGGGGACAAUGAAAGGCCACUCUAAAAUGUGCAGUAUUAUCACACAACACAAUGCCACAGAUGUCUCCAUGUUUUGAGGGAGCGUGCAAUUGGCAUGCUGACUGCAGGAAUGUCCACCAGAGCUGUUGCUAGAGAAUUGAAUGUUCAUUUCUCUACCAUAAACCGCCUCUAAUGUCGAGAAUUUGUCAGUACGUCCAACCGGCCUCACAACCGCAGACCAUGUUUAACCACGCCAGCCUAGGAUCUCCACAUCUGGCUUCUUCACCUGCGGGAUCGUCUGAGACCAGCCACCCAGACAGCUGAUGAAACUGUGGGUUUAAACAACCGAAGAGUUUCUGCACAAACUGUCAGAAACCGUCUCAGGAAGGUCAUCUGCGUGCUCAUUAUCCUCACCAGGGUCUAGACCUGACUGCAGUUCGACGUCGUAACAAACAUGGGCAAAUUCUCACCUUCGAUGGUCACUGGCACGCUGGAGAAGUGUUCUCUUCAAGGAUGAAUCCUGGUUUCAACUGUACCGGGCAGAUGGCAGACAGCGUGUAUGGCGUCGUGUCGGCAAGCGGUUUGCUGAUGUCAAUGUUGUGAACAGAGUGCCCCAUGGUGGCGGUGGGGUUAUGGUUUGGGCGGGCAUAAGCUACGGACAACGAACACAAUUGCAUUUUAAACAUGACAAUUCCGUCUCAAGCCAAACAUGACAAUUCCGUCUCAAGCCAAACAUGACAAUUCCGUCAGGAAUUGGCAAGACAGCAGAAACAGAGUGGCACCCAGACUUCAGCUAGAUCUCUUAGCUAACAAGAUUGUAUUUUAUUUUUCACAUAUUCAGUGUCUGAGUCCCAGUUCUCGUGAUGGCCACGACAGGCUACGUGGAGGAGUUGCAGCCCGUGACGACCCAGCCUCAAAGGGCAGCAGGUGGGAGUGUGACGGUGGCCGGACAGUCCUCCACCUCAGCCUCCGCUGCCCCACACACGGUGGUAGCUCCUACGCAGCAGUUCCUGGCCGAGCUUCAGACCACGGUGGUGGAUCCUCCCACCGCUGCAGCCGCAGCAGGACAAACCACACCUCCUGCACAAGCCACUCCCACCGCGGCACAGAAGACAGCAGGUAUUAUUUCUGCCAGUAUAAUUUUUCAUUUGAUUGUAAUACAUUUAUGUAUAAAUACAGAUAUCUAUAGUUUCAUUGAUACAUUUAUGUACUGUUACAUCAUUUUGAGUCAUGUCUUACAGGUAUGCAUCAAUUCAGCUGUUUAUGACAAUGCGUAUCAUGCAAUAAAUAAACCCUAGUGUCUGUAUCAGUUGUCCAGGUGGCACCCACACAGGCUCCUCCCCCCCAGACCCAGUAUGUGACGGCUGAGAUCCAGGGUUCCUCGUCACAGGCCAACAACGCCCAGAACAUCCCCCAGUACAUCGUGGUCACCGUCACAGGUGAGCCGGGCUCAGCAUCACAUCACAUGCUACUGACUGUAGACCUUAUUUAUUUUAAGUCAUGACCGUCACUAGCCUGGUCCCAGAUCUGUUUGUACUGUCCUACUAACUCAUAUGGUCAUUGUCACGCAGAAGCAAGCAAGCACAAACACAUCUGGGACCAGGCCACAUUAUUGCUGCAUUUCAUUCAGAAACCUGACAACUUUAGCUAAGAAUAGGUACGAUAUGCUUUAUAGAAAAUAUGAAUGAUAAAAAUAAAGAGGCAUGUGCAUUUAUUGUAAAUUACACUUCAGAAUCAGAUUACAUUGGUGUCACGUUCCUAGAUGGGACUGAGAGAGAGGAAGUAACAAGUCUCACAGCUUCCAAGCUCUGUUCUAGAUCUUAAGAGAGAUGUUCUGAUUCACAGUUUCUUCCAAAUGAGUCUAAAAACCUGCAAUGAGUACAAUGUCUAUGACUGCUGUGAACUCUCUCCCUGUGCUCUUGCUUAUCAUGAAGAGGUUGUGUACUGUAAUAUGUGGGUAUGGUGGCUCAGAGUGAAGUAACAGUUUCAUAUGAACAACUCUCUCGCUCUCUCUCUCCCUUCUCUCUCUCUCUCCCUCUCUCUCUCUCUCUCCCUCACACUCUCUCUCUCUGUCUCCCUUUCUCUCGUUCUCAUUCUCUCUCUCCCUCACACACUCUCUCUCUCUCUCUCUCCACAGAGGGCUCUCUCCAUUCAAGUGACUCUGUGUCUGACUCCAGCUCUCCUGCAGCUGUGGUACAGCAGACUGGGGUUCCCACACAGGUGGUGCAGCAGGUGCAAGCAGCACAGCAGGUAGAGGUCCCUUCCCCUCCCUCAUUCACACCUGGGUCAUGUUCAUUAGGUACCAAACAGAAGAAAACUGAUUAAAACAGGGAGGUGACUAUCUGGACUUUUUUCUGUUUCAUGCCCUAAUGAACAUGAUCCUGGUAGACACAUGAUAUUGCAACAAUUACUCACUUGAAACCACACUGAAAAAAACAGUUUAUUAUUCACAACUCAUAAGACUUGGUUCUGCCAAAAUAGCGCUGACAUAAAGUCUUUAUGCGUCCCUUUUAUAUUUGGUGUACAGCAUUGGUGCACUAUUAUGUGGAAAAUGAGAAGUGAUGAAGAACAUGACUUGAUAGUCUCAGCAGUUGUGGGUUUUACAGCAACAUCCUCUGGGCAAACCAAGAAGUGAUGAAAAAGUUUAUCGAAACUACCAUUUGCUGUUCCCUGAGAGAACUUGGCCGGAAAUAGCUCAAAAUACUAGUCUCUGUAGCCUAUGGCGUCUAACUGCUCUCAGAUAGCAAAACAGUAACCAGAUGUUUUAUUGUCACAUACAGGUGCAGUGAAAUGUGUUGUUUUACAGGGUAGCCAUAAUAGUACGGUGUGGAGUAUGUGUUGGACAAGUCAGGACAUGGGAAGAAUGGGAAGCAUGAGGAAACAUUUUCAGCUCUCGUCACACCCAGUUUUGGCUGAUGUAACAGGGCUAUUAUCUUUGCUACCAGACGCUAUUGUCUUAGCUACACACUGUGUGAAUCUAUCUGUGUUGUUUUUCCUGGCCUUAGAGGUCAGUGGUGCAGGCAACUUCCCAGAUCACAGCCAAGACUGAACAGGGCACCACCCAGCUGAGUGUCACCAACCUGCAGCCUGUCCACCUCACUCAGGAGGUAAGAUGCACACACACACACACACUCGCUCUCAAAAAGGCAUAACACACACAUGCACAAGACAUAAACAGAACACCACACAUAACACAGAAAUAAACACACACACAUAACCAUCCUUUGAGCUAAAGAUAGUAUCUAUAAUUCAAUAACCACACACUGUAUUGCAUUGUAUUAUGUAUUCCUUUGAUCCUGCUGAGCCAGAUAAACCUCACAACAUUUCCCUCCUGGUUGGUUGGUUCCAGAGUUCGCAUAGCAAACAGAGUGAGAGGGAUGAGGCAGACGUAGGGAGAGACCGAGAGGUAGAGGAGGAGUGGACAACAGCAGAGCAGAGCAGGACAGACACACAGUACUUUGCAUGGGUGCCGUCAGACAGACACACAGACAUGCAGACAGACGGACACAGCCUCCAGGAGUACACCUCCUACAUCCCCCUCUCCCUUCCCCUGGCCUUCCCUCCCUUCGCCUUGCCCCUGUCGGUGCUCUCGCUGGGCUGGGAGGGGAUGGAGAUGGGAGGCUACCCCGCGGUCACCACAGCCCAAGGACAGCCACUCCUGUUUGACGCAGCCUCUGCCCUCAGAGUAGGUCAAUUAGGUAGAAUUUCUGGCUUAGUCUCCCAUUGAUAUCAGUACACAACUAAGUGCAGUUUUAACCUAAAGAUGCACUAUGCAGAAAUCGCUCCGCCAUUUCCUGGUUGCUAAAAUUCUAAUAGUUCACCUAAUUUCAGUUUAUGUGACAAAACAAGCAAGUAUAGUGUAGAAAAUCAUAGUUUUUUUUACAUUUUAUUUUAUUUAACCUUUAUUUAACUAGGCAAGUCAGUUAAGAACAAAUUCAUAUUUACAAUGAAGGCCUACACCGGCCACACCCUGGACGAUGCUGGGCCUAUGGGACUCCCAAUCAUGGCCGGAUUGUUAUACAGCCUGGAAUUGAACCAGGGUCUGUAAUGACGGAUAUGCAGUGCCUUAGACCGCUGCGCCACUCGGGAGCCCAUCUAAACCACUGUGAAAUAUAUUUUCCAUAACCAAAAAUAUUUUAUUUUCAGCUGAAGCUGGUGUACAAAACCUAGUAAAAGACGCAAAAAACGAAACUUAAGAACAGGUAGCAGAGAAAUGCAUAGAACAGAUCUACCGCUUCUUAGACUUGCUUUCAAUGAGAAUGGCAGAUCCAUAACACACAUUUAUAUGUGAAUGUAAUCAAGUCACCCCAAAAAUUACAUAUUGCAGCUUUAAAUGGAAGUUUGGAUUUGCCUCUAUGUAGGGAUCCUAGGGAGGCUAUCAGUGGGUAACAGAGUGUAGUGGGAUUAAAGCAGAGACAACACAGUAGGUAGGAAAGAGCGAUGUGAAGGGGAAGAGGAGCAGCUUGCAAGUCAAGGUCAUUUUCCUAUUGAAGUGAAUGAGCCUGUGAUUGAUGUGGUAUCCCUCAUGAUUGACUACGGUUUAAAUAUUUGGACACACUUCAAAGGAAAUUGGAGGAGGUGGAGUAGAUUAGUGUUUUGACCGACUCUGUGUGUAUACUCAUGCCUGCGUGUGUGUGUGUGUGUGUCCCAGGUGCAGCAGCAGCUCCAGCAGGUGCCAGUGCAGCAUGUGUACACCAACCAGGUGCAGUAUGUUGAAGGGGGAGACAACAACUACACCACCAGCACCAUGUAAGCUUUCCUCUCCACUACUCUCUCUGAACACUACCUGUCUAUAUUGAUAUAAUGCUAUGCUAAUAUGCUUAUAUAGUUUGUUAACUGUUGCUAACUAGCUAGCUUGAUCACCUCAACUUCUAAAACUAGACAGUGGAGUUGGCCAGACAGCACAGACAGAUCUGGGACUGCUAUUUUUGUGAUGCAGUGGUUUAGCUUUCAAGACAACAGUUAAACUACCGAAUUUGAAACUAACUCCCCCUCUCUCCUCCCCUGCUCCCUUCCUCCCUCCCCCCCCCCUCACCCUCCCUCUUUCCAGUCGUUCAGGCAGCUUCACCUACACAGACACCCCUCUGUACACCCAGACCACCGCUGCCCCUUACUACGAAGCCCCUCCCACCUCUGGCUCACAGGUCACCACCACCGGCACACCCCUGACCGUCUCCGUGACAACGGGCUCUGCCGGUGGUGUGUCUAUGUACGUGGCUGGCACAGGCCAGAUCGUGGCCAAUCCGGCAGCUGCCGCUGGGGGCGGGGCGACAGUGGUGGCGACAGGGGGAACAGCCAAUGGGGCUGGGGAAGGGGCGGGGGCUAAUGGCAGCGGGGGCAGCUAUGUGAUCCAGGGGGGGUACAUGCUGGGCGGCAACAGUCAGGGGGGCUACUCCUCCCACAACGCCCGCUCCUCUCCUGCCACCGUUAGUAUAACAGAGGGCGAGGAGGGUAGCGGCGUACCGUCAGCAGACAAAAAGGUAUGCAGAGAUGCCAAUCUCAACACUAUUCUCUUACACACACACCUAUCAGUGUUCUGCUAGUCUCAGUACUAGACUGUUGGAGGGACAUGGCUGUUCUGCUAGUCUCAGUACUAGACUGUUGGAGGGACAUGGCUGUUCUGCUAGUCUCAGUACUAGACUGUUGGAGGGACAUGGCUGUUCUGCUAGUCUCAGUACUAGACUGUUGGAGGGACAUGGCUGUUCUGCUAGUCUCAGUACUAGACUGUUGGAGGGACAUGGCUUCAUCAUGUUUUCAUGUUAUAGCAGUGCAUCUUAUGGAAGAGCAACUUUGAUUGAAAUAAGUCAACUCUGUAUUCUUAUUCAAAUUCCUCCUAUUGUAAACUGUCUGUUUGGCAAGCAUCCCAUCACUAUUUAUAUUUGUAAAUAUGAGUAGUGUGUGUUUGUUGACUAACCCAUCCAUCUCUCCUCUCUCUCUGUGUCUCCCUCUCUGCCAGGUGCAGUGGCUGCUAGAUAACUAUGAGACAGCUGAAGGGGUCAGUCUGCCUCGCUCCACCCUCUACUGCCACUACCUGCUGCACUGCCAGGAGCAGAAGCUGGAGCCCGUCAACGCUGCCUCCUUUGGGAAGCUGAUCAGAUCUGUGUUCAUGGGGCUACGCACGCGCCGCCUGGGCACCCGGUGAGAGGGGUUAUGUCAUACAGACACCCAGAAGCACACACAAACAAAUACACACAGAUGAACACAUCCAUGCAAACGCACACAGGCACAGUGAUGCCCCAAAAGCAUAGGCUGAAUCAGAGGCUGAGUUGUGUGUGUGUUCCAGGGGGAACUCCAAGUACCACUAUUACGGCCUGAGGAUCAAGGCCUGCUCCUCUCUGAUCAGACUGAUGGAGGACCAGCAGCAUCUGGCCAUGAGACAGCAGCCCUUCUCUCAGAAACAGAGGUGGGCUAUCAACCUCUCUGUCUCACUUGCUCUCUCUGUGUGUGUCUCUCUCUCUCUCUCUUCUUUCACUCUCACAGUGCCUCUCAAUCGCUGUCCCCCUCUAGCACUCUUAACAGUUGCUCUCUUUCCUACCCACUCUCUCUCUCUCUCUUUCCUCCCCUCUCACUCUCUCUGUCUCCCUUUCUCUCAUUUCAUUUCUGUAUUUCUGGCCUUAUUCCUAUAACUUAUUGUGUCAUUUUGUUUUAUCUCUCUCAUUGAAGCCUCUCUGCUGUAUAAAGGAACUUCAUUGUUUUUAUAAUUAACUCCGCCUCCCUAGGUUGAAGCCGGUGCAGAAGGUGGAGGGGAUGACCAAUGGCAUGGCGGCAGGCUCGGGCCAACAGCAGCAACAGCAGCAGGGGGCGGGGCUCUCUGACAUCAGCGCCCAAGUGCAGCAGUACCAGCAGUUCCUGGGUGAGGGGGUGGGGGGUGUCAGGUCUGUCAACACUAGGGUUAUUUGGGGUAACACCUUAUUGUACCGUCCUGGUGUUUACAUCAUGUGAUAACAAUAAGAACUGGAGUUAAUGAGUAACUACUUCACUUAGUGCUUGUUUAAAUGAUCCCCAAAGAAACAGAAGAGGGAUUACAAUGUACAUACUAUAUAAUAACAUUUUACCAUAUUUUAUCAAGUACAGUAGAGAGAUACAAAAAUACGAAUCUCAGAGUUACAGACUGACUGGUUAACGGAAUGGACAAUAUUGAACCUGGACAUUUAUUAAAAACUAACAAAUUAACUUCAGUAGGUUACAGACUGUGCUAAAAACAGGUCAGACAUUUACAGUAUCUGGCUUGUGUAAAUACACAAUUCAUAUUGUCUUCCGUCCCCAUUCAGACGCGUCCCGGACCCUCCCAGAGUUCCCUGACCUUGACCUGCAGGGGAAGGCCCUACCGGAGGGCAUAGAACUGGAGCACAUCAAGAGCUUCCAGCUGCUGUAUCGGGAACACUGUGAGGUGCCUGUCUGUAUGUCACACUGAUUGUUUAUAUGUACAGUAUGUUACUGUGUGUCUGUCUGUCGGCAAAGAGGCCUACCUCUGUCUGUAUGUCUGUCUACACAGAGGCCUACCCUUGUCUCCAUGUCUGUCUACAUAGAGGCCUACCCCUGUCUGUAUGUCUGUCUGCACGGAGGUCUACCCCUGUCUGUCUGUACAGAGGCCUACCCCUGUCUGUCUGUACAGAGGCCUACCCCUGUCUGUCUGUACAGAGGCCUACCCUGUCUGUCUGUACAGAGGCCUACCCUGUCUGUCUGUACAGAGGCCUACCCCUGUCUGUCUGUACAGAGGCCUAUCCCUGUCUGUCUUCUGUACAGAGGCCUACCCCUGUCUGUCUGUACAGAGGUCUACCCCUGUCUGUCUGUACAGAGGCCUACCCCUGUCUGUCUGUACAGAGGUCUACCCCUGUCUGUCUGUACAGAGGCCUAUCCUUGUCUGUAUGUCUGUCUGCACGAGGUCCUACCCCUGUCUGUCUGUACAGAGGCCUACCCCUGUCUGUCUGUACAGAGGCCUACCCUGUCUGUUGUACAGAGGUCUACCCUGUCUGUCUGUACAGAGGUCUACCCCUGUCUGUACAGAGGUCUACUCCGUCUGUCUGUACAGAGGCCUACCCGUGUCUGUCUGUACAGAGGCCUACCCGUGUCUGUCUGUACAGAGGCCUACCCGUGUCUGUCUGUACAGAGGUCUACCCGUGUCUGUCUGUACAGAGGUCUACCCUGUCUGUCUGUACAGAGGUCUACCCCUGUCUGUCUGUACAGAGGUCUACCCUGUCUGUCUGUACAGAGGUCUACCCCUGUCUGUCUGUACAGAGGUCUACCCCUGUCUGUCUGUACAGAGGCCUACCCCUGUCUGUCUGUACAGAGGCCUACCCCUGUCUGUCUGUACAGAGGUCUACCCCUGUCUGUCUGUACAGAGGCCUACCCCUGGUGUAUGUCUCAUUGUUCAUUCAUCAGUUCUUGUAUAGUCCUGUUAUGUACAUGUAAUCUGUACGUCUCACUGUUGUUUCUGUCUGGCCAGCUGUACUAUGCAUCCUUUGCAUAAAGGGAGGAGCUAAGCUAGUUGAUACUGAUGCUGCUGGUGUUCCCUCUUUGUUUACAGGCUAUUCUGGACGUGACGAUCAACCUGCAGUUCACCCUGGUGGAGACCCUGUGGAAGACCUUCUGGAGGUUCGAAGAGAGCCAGAGUGGAGACACUGGCACACUGGCUGUGUAAGUCUUGUCCUGGGACUUCAAUAUGCUACUAAAGCAAUUGUCAUUUUUUGAUAUCAAGUAAUUUUUUAGAGACGCCUGUGUCAUUUUCUAAUGUAUCUGUAUUGUUGUAACAGACAUGAUGAGUCUGAGAAGCGCCUGCCCAAGGAUUGUCUAGUGAUCUUGUGUAAGUACGACCCUGUGCUCCGCUGGAGCCGCGACUGUGACAACACCCUGUACCAGGGCCUGGUGGAGAUCCUCAUCCCCGAUGUGCUGCGGCCCAUCCCCAGUGAGUUAUAGCGCACUACAUAACACUACAUAAUACUGAUAAAACUACAUAGCAGUAUAGAGUGCCUUCAGAAAGUAUUCACACCUCUUUACUUUUUCCACAUUUUGUUGUGUUACAGCCUGAAUUUGAAAUUGAUUAAAUUUGAGAUUUUUUGUCACUGGCUUAGACACAAUACCCCAUAAUGUCAAAGUGGAAUUAUGUAUUUAGAAAUUUUUACAAAUUCAUUCAAAAUGAAAAGCUGGAAUGUCUUCAGUCAAUAAGUAUUCAACCCCUUUGUUAUGGCAAGCCUAAAUAAGUUCAGGAGUAAAAAUGUACUUAACAACUCACAUAAUAAGUUGCUAACACUCACUCUGUGUUCAAUAAUAGUGUUUAACAUGAUUUUUGAAUGAUUACCUCUCUGUACCCCACACAUACAAUUAUCUGUAAGGUCCCUCAGUCGAGGAGUGAAUUUCAAACACAGAUUCAACCAUAAAGACCAAGGAGGUUUUCCAAUGCCUCGCAAAAAAAGGGCACCUAUUGGUAGAUGGGUAAAAAAAAAAUACAGACAUUGAAUAUCCCUUUGAGUUAUUAAUUACACUUUGAAUGGUGUAUCAAUACACCCAGUUACUACAAAGUUACAGGCGUCCUUUCCUAACUCAGUUGCUGGAGAGGAAAGAAGCCGCUCGGGAUUUCACCAUGAGGCCAAUGGUGACUUUAAAACAGUUACAGAGUUGAAUGGCUGUGAUAGGAGAAAACAGAGGAUGGAUCAACAACAUUGUAGUUACUCCACUAACCUAAUUGACAGAGUGAAAAGAAGGAAGCCUGUACAGAAUACAAAUAUUCCAAAACAUGCAUCCUGUUUGCAACAAGGCACUAACGUAAUACUGCAUUAAAAAUGUGGCAAAGCAAUUCAAUUUCUUGUCCUGAAUACAAAGUGUUAUGUUUGGGGCAAAUCCAACACAAAACAUUACUGAGUACCACUCUCCAUAUUUUCAAGCAUAGUGGUGGCUGCAUCAUGUUAUGGGUAUGCUUGUAAUCGUUAAGGACUGGGGAGUUUUUCAGUAUAACAAAAGAAACAGAAUGGAGCUAAGCACAGGCAAAAUCCUAGAGAGAAACCUGGUACAUUCUGCUUUCCACCAGACACUGGGAGUUGAAUUCACCUUUCAGCAGGACAAUAACCUAAAACACAAGGCCAAAUCUACACUGAAGUUGCUUACCAAGAAGACAGUGAAUGUUCCUGAGUGGCCGAGUUACAGUUUGACUUACUGUAAAUCUGUUUGAAAAUCUAUGGCAAGACCUGAAAAUGGUUGUCUAGCAAUGAUCAACAACCAAUUUGACAGAGCUUGAAGAAUUUUGAAAAUAAUAAUGGGCAAAGGUUGCACAAUCGAUGUGUGGAAAGUUCUUAGAGACUUACCUAGAAAGACUGACAGCUGUAAUCGCUGCCAAAGGUGAUUCUAACAUGUAUUGACUCAGGGGGUUGAAUACUUGUUUUAUUUUUUAUUAUUUGUUUUUUUACAAAUGUUAGAACUUUUCUUCCACUUUGACAUUGCAUAGCAUUUUGUGUAGAUCGUUGACAAAAACGGACAAUUAAAUCCAUUUGAAUCCCACUUUUUACACAACAAAAUGUGGGAAAAGGUGUGUGAAUACUUUCUGAAAGCACUGUAUAACCCUACAUAGCACAACAUUACACUAUAUUAAAGUACACAUGACAUAGCAUUAUGCUGCACUACAUUAUACUAUCUGACACGACAUAGCACUAUAUUACACUAAUUUAUCUACAUGACAUGACAUAGGCCUGGUGGAGCUCCUACAUAACACAAUAAAACACAGUGUCAGAGAUCCUCAACUCUCAAAGCAGUUUGGAGUUCAAGGACAUACUGCUCACCACCACAUAGGAGAGCACAUUCAGUUCAGACCGGUUUCAACCCCUCUCUCUCUCCUGUCCACAGGUGCCUUAACUCAAGCCAUCCGCAACUUUGCCAAGAGUCUGGAGAGCUGGUUGACCAACGCUAUGAUGAACAUCCCAGAAGAGAUGGUCCGCAUCAAGGUGUGUGUCUGCUUGCAUGUGUGUUGGGCAGCAUGUGUUGGUUUCUGCGGUGUGUCCUUGGUGAGGUCACGCUCUCUUUUCUCACUUCCUCCUCUUGUCCUCCAGGUGACGUCGGCCAGUUCGUUUGCCCAGACGCUGCGCAGGUACACCUCUCUGAACCACCUGGCCCAGGCAGCCAGGGCCGUGCUACAGAACACAGCUCAGAUAAACCAGAUGCUCAGUGACCUCAACCGUGUCGACUUCGCCAACGUUCAGGUCCGUCUGACCUCUCACCUCUGGUUACAGUGUAAAGUGACAGUCAGACACUAUCCAGACCAUAGACAUGUCAUUAUAUUCAUAUGAUGCAGACCAGCACUGAUGGUGAUCACUGUAGUGUUUGUUUGGUAGAUGUAGUAUAGUGUCCUAAAGCUCUGUGUGUGCUGUUGUUGUUGUUGUCGUGCUGACAUAACCCAGGUGGCCUAUGUUACCUUGUCAUUCAACUAUUAUAUUUUACAAUUGUGAAGUGACAAUAAUAUAAGAGACAGGAUACUGACGACUCUCUCUCUUUCUUUCUCUCCUCUUCCUCCCCUCUUUCUCUCUCUCCCCCUCCUCUCUCUCCCCCUCCUCUCUCUCUUUUCCUCUUCCACUCCUCCCUCUCUCCCUCUCCCCCUCCUCCCCUUUCUCUCGCUCUCUCCCUCUCCUUCCCUCUCUCUCCAUACAGGAGCAGGCGUCGUGGGUGUGUCGCUGUGAGGACCGUGUGGUGCAGCAGUUGGAGCAGGACUUCAAGCUGACCCUGCAGCAGCAGAACUCUCUGGAGCAGUGGGCUGCCUGGCUGGACGGGGUGGUCUCCCAGGUCCUAAAGCCCUACCAUGCCAGCGCCGCCUUCCCCAAGGCCGCCAAGCUCUUCUUGCUCAAGUGGUCCUUCUACAGGUGAGAAUGGUAUUAGUCUCAUCUAGUCCCAUGACUGCUAAAUACGGUUGAACAUUUCUGGUAAUUUCACACAUUUUCCCAGGUUUUCCAGAAAUCACGAUUGGAGUAUUACCAACUAGAAUCAAAAUGUGAAUAAGCAGGGAGGGAAUCCUCCAACUGGGAUGUCUGGAAAACUGGGAAAUUUGGGAAAGGUCCUGGAAUUUUACAACCCUACUGCUCAGAGAUGUUUUUUUCCUUGUUAGUCAGGAAAUCCAGAUUUGUUUUAUCCAUGCCAAACUCCUCCUCCUCCUCUCCAUCCAGUUCCAUGGUGAUUAGAGACUUGACUCUGCGUAGUGCUGCCAGCUUCGGAUCCUUCCACCUGAUCAGACUGCUAUAUGAUGAGUACAUGUACUACCUGAUAGAACACAGAGUGGCCCAGGCUAAAGGAGAGACACCCAUCGCUGUCAUGGGAGAGGUACACACACAUAUAUACACAUGCGCACACACACACACAUACACACGCGCACACACACACACAGUGGUCCAAGCCAAAAAAGCUAAUGUGCUGUUGAUAUUAGUUACCAUUGUUCAAUUGUUACCAUUAGACACUAACUCAUUUCCUGUGUCUCUCAGUUCGCCAGUCUUGGCAGGAGUUUGAACCCACUGGAUCCAGACAAAGGUAACUACCGUCCACGUUGUUUGAUACAAAGCACAUGCAGCCAGACAUAAAGCUACUUAUUGAGGAUUGCCCAAUCCCAAAUCAAUCCCUACCCCUUACGCAUUUGUGGAGAUCUGAGAGCAUAGGGGGUAGGGGUUAGGGACUGAUUUGGGAUUGGGCAAUCUAUUCCCAUAACCAUGGUUUCUGAUAUUAACCCUCCUCCCACUUGUGUCUGUCUUCCAGAAGAGGAAGAGGAGGAGGAAGAGGAGAGCGAUGACGAGUGUCAGGAGCUGUCUCUGCCCUCUGACGGGGCGGGGCUGGGGGAGGAGUCUCUGGAGCCGCCUACCAAGCUGGCUAGAACCGACCAGAGAGUACUCUUCACCACGGGCCAGGACUGAUCACACACACACUGAUACACACAUGCACAAACACACAUCCAUUCACAGACGUACACACAUGAACACAUUGAUUGAUACACAUUUGUAUACACACAUACACCAAGAUACACUAAUAUGUACACUAGAGGUUGACACAGGAGUGAAAAUUCAUUCCUGUUCCUGUGGAUUGUCGAUCCUGUCCUGUCCCGAACAUGACUCUAGAACUUGACUCCCAUUCCUGACAGACCUGUUCCCGUGUCAACCUCUAAUGUACAGUUUCUACACACAUUUGAGUGUAGAUAAUGUACACACACACACACACACAGUCCCAAUAAGGUCUGUAUGGCACAAAUCUGCUGUAAGCACAGAUACCACACAUGCAUGGAUGGGCACACAAUCAUCGGUCCAGCGUUGCUGGACAAAGGCCACAGGGUGAACUUACACACACACAUACCCGACCCAAGGACUGAAGAGAAAGUGUUUGUUGUCACUUGGAUGGAUCUGUGUAUUGAACAAGGACCUCCCAUGUUUCUCUGUAUUGGUGUCACUGAAUGACAACAGGGCAGCGCAAUGUACAUGCCAACCUGGGCUACCCUUCCAACAACUGUCUGCUGUACCAAGGUGGUCCUGAAGAUAUGACUGUUAACAGUUCAUCCUCCCUUACCCAACCCUUCUGUAUAGGGAGGAACGGAGGGAGGAAUAGGAUGAAAGAGGAAAUGGCUGCUUACGAUUCUGCAGUUCUAGGUGGUCCAUUUAGCUGUCAAUCAAAGCCCAAGAGCCAAUCAGGAGAUGGGGCCUGUGGGUGA
Molecule: messenger RNA, 19746 nt
Organism: Coregonus sp. 'balchen'
Lineage: Eukaryota; Metazoa; Chordata; Actinopteri; Salmoniformes; Salmonidae
Source: the annotation of a GenBank genome assembly